Magnolia sinica is the source of this 921-nucleotide messenger RNA. RefSeq names its product probable glutathione S-transferase. Bases 70 to 735 code for a protein of 221 amino acids. Gene Ontology annotation, molecular function: glutathione transferase activity. The transcript has 2 exons. Gene Ontology annotation, cellular component: cytoplasm. NCBI's taxonomy places the organism in Eukaryota, Viridiplantae, Streptophyta, Magnoliopsida, Magnoliales, Magnoliaceae. Gene Ontology annotation, biological process: glutathione metabolic process. The record is from RefSeq and is a predicted model, not a curated record.
AACAGGAGGGAAGAACAAGGAUAUUCCACCGUAAAAUUCAAUUGAAUUUCUUUCCAUAGAUUUCAUAGGAUGGCAGAAGUGAAGUUGAUUGGAAGUCCUCUAAGCUUUUAUUGUUGGAGGGUUGCAAUGGUCCUUAAGAUGAAGGGUGUAGAUUACGAGUACAUAUUAGAAGAUCCUAGAAAUAAGAGUCCCCUCCUUCUCAAGUAUAACCCAAUUCAUAAGAAGAUUCCAGUGCUGUUGCAUGGCGGGAAUCCCAUCGCAGAAUCGCUGGUCAUUAUCGAAUAUAUCCAUGAAACGUGGAAGGAAAAUCCCAUAAUAUUGUCUGAAGAUCCCUACGAGCGGGCCAUUGCACGUUUUUGGGCCAAAUUUACUGAUGAGAAGGUCAUACCCGGCGUAUGGGCUGCUUUCUCCACUCGAGGAGAAGCUCGGGAGAAAGCCACGGAGUCCGCAAUUGAGCUGCUGAAAACUGUCGAUCAAGAGCUCAAAGGGAAGAAGUUCUUCGGAGGAGAGGCGAUCGGAUACUUGGACAUAGUGAUGGGUUUGAUACCAUGUUGGCUCCCUAUAUGGGAAGAAGUUUUGGGCAUGAAGCUUGUCGAUGCAGAGACAUUCCCUUCCCUCCAUGCAUGGGUUGAGAAUUUCCUCGAGGUCCCAAUAAUCAAAGAGAGCUUACCACCUCGAGAUGAGAUGCUACAUAUCUUCAGGCAGUACAUUUCUCCAUCAACUGCCACUAAAUGAUAUGGUUAGUAUAGGGCAUUUGGUUCACCAAAUAUCUUGAUAUCUCAUGAUUAGUCUGUCUACUUUGGUUGAGAUUUUCAAGAUAUUUCGUGAAAUUUGGUGCAGCCAAACACUCCCUAAGAUAAUAAGAAAAAAUAUUGUACUCGUCAUUUCAAUCAUUUCAUGCAGGCCAGGCUCCCAUGUUCA